AUGGGCGCUAAAAUAGUGAUCGCAGUUGAUGUUGGUUCAGCUGCUGAAACAAAUCUGUAUAAUUAUGGUGAUUCAUUGAGUGGGUUUUGGGUGUUAUUAAGGAAGCUCAAUCCUUUUGCGGAAUCCGUCAAAGUUUUAAAUAUGGAGGAAAUACAGAGUCGUUUAGCAUAUGUUUCUUGCGUGCAGCAGCUUCAGCUGGUAAAAAACGCUGGAUAUUGUCAGUAUGUUCGACCACCUAUCGAGGAAUUCAAGACUUUAGACUUCGUGAAAUUUGAUUCUAUACGUACAAAUGAAGACCUGAAGGGUGUUAUUGACGCAGAGAAGUUACGUUCAUUAAAACGGCGUUACUGGCGCCGAGAACCUGCAAAGUUGUCGUUCUACGACCAUACCCGCGCCUCAUCAUUCACUAAUCUUGCUGCCCAGGUAAUAGAGUUCUAUGGUUUCAAGAGUGCCCAGAGUUCAUGA
Messenger RNA from Gongylonema pulchrum, 465 nucleotides. The record is from the annotation of a GenBank genome assembly. Lineage: Eukaryota; Metazoa; Nematoda; Chromadorea; Rhabditida; Gongylonematidae.